AUGGGUGAGACUCAGAAGCUCAAGCCCGCCGCCAGGGUCUCCGGCAAGAGGCAGGAUGUGUGGACCAUCAUCAACGAGGCUGCGGCUGCGUCGCCCAACCAGCCAAUUGUGAACAUGGGCCAGGGCUUCUUUGGCUACAACCCGCCCAAGUUCAUUCUCGACGCCGCCAAGGAUGCCUUGGACCGCGUCGAUGCCAACCAGUACUCGCCCACCAAGGGCCGUCCUCGAUUGAGAAAGGCCAUUGCUGAUGCGUACUCGCCAUUCUGGGGCCGCCAGAUUGACCCCGAUACUGAGGUCACCAUCACUACUGGUGCCAACGAGGGUAUGCUGAGCGCCUUUAUGGCAUUUAUCGAGGAGGGAGACGAGGUCAUUGUCUUCGAGCCCUUCUUUGACCAAUACAUCAGCAACAUUGAGAUGCCGGGUGGCAAGAUUGUCUAUGUCCCCCUACACCCCCCUGCCACAGGAGCCACGAAGACGUCGUCUGCUGCCGAGUGGUCCAUUGAUUUUGAUGAGUUGGAGAAGGCCAUCUCUCCCAGGACCAAGAUGAUCGUUAUCAACACCCCUCACAAUCCCGUUGGCAAGGUGUUCUCCAAAGAGGAGCUACAGAAGAUCGCAGACCUUUGCGUGAAGCACCAGAUUAUCAUCCUCUCAGACGAGGUGUACGACCGCCUUUUCUACGUACCCUUCACUCGCAUUUCCACCCUAUCUCCCGAGGUCGAGAAGUUGACCCUGACCGUGGGAUCCGCGGGCAAGAACUUUUAUGCCACUGGAUGGCGUGUGGGCUGGUUGAUUGGCAACCCUGAACUGCUGCAACACGUUUCGGCAGCUCACACCCGUAUUUGCUACUCCUCCGUGUCUCCCCUGCAAGAAGCCGCCGCUGUUGGCUUUGAGCAGGCCGAUAAGUUUGGUUUUUGGGAUGAGGCGAUCAAGGAGAUGAGGGGCAAAGUCGACCGCCUCAACGAGGUAUUCGACGAGCUCAACCUUCCUUACUCGGACCCCGAGGGUGGCUACUUUGUGCUCGUGAACAUGGCCAAGGUGAAGCUGCCUGAGGGCUACCCCUUCCCACCACACGUUGCUAGCCGCCCGCGAGACUUUAAGCUGGCUUGGUUUCUGAUCCAAGAGCUGGGCGUCGCGGCCAUCCCGCCGACCGAGUUCUACACCGAUGCCAAUGCGCACCUGGCGGAGGACUACAUCCGGUUUGCUGUUUGCAAAACGGACGAGGUGCUGGAGGAGGCCAAGGAGCGCCUAAGGGGGCUGAAGAAGUACAUCCAGGAAUAA
Molecule: messenger RNA, 1278 nt
Organism: Ilyonectria robusta
Lineage: Eukaryota; Fungi; Ascomycota; Sordariomycetes; Hypocreales; Nectriaceae
Product: Aspartate/tyrosine/aromatic aminotransferase
Exons: 5
Coding region: 1-1278 (425 amino acids)
Biological process (GO): biosynthetic process
Cellular component (GO): cytoplasm; mitochondrion
Molecular function (GO): L-kynurenine:2-oxoglutarate transaminase activity; pyridoxal phosphate binding
Source: RefSeq, a predicted model, not a curated record